GUCAACGAUUAGAUGAUAUUAAUAAACAAAAUCUUAUGAAAUUAACAAAUGAAAAUCAAAUAUUGACGUAUGAUGAAUAAAUUUCUUUUAAUAAAUUUUUUUAUAUAAAUAUAUUUUAUAUUAGAAUAAAAAUAUUGAACUUGAAUUUGAAUUAUUACGUUUACGUGAACGUUAUAAUGGAUUAAUUGCACAUACAAAUACACUUAAAUAUGAAUUAAAUAAUGUACAAAAACAAUUACAUGAAAAAGAAAAAAUUGAGCCAAAUUUAAAUGUUGAUUUGGAAAAAGAACGACGACGUGCAGAUGAAUUUGACAAUGAUUAUAAAUCUUUAAAAAUAAAAUAUGAUGAUGUAUGUGAACGUAUUCGUAUAGCUACACAUCAAUUAGAACAUGUACAAAUUGUACUUGAAGAAACAUCACGUCGUUGUGAACAAUUGGAAAAAGAAAAGUCUGAAAUUAAUGCUCAAUCUGGAUAUCUUUCACAAAAUGUUCUUAAUGUAACAUCAAAAUAUAAAGAUAAAUUAAAUAUAAUUAAAGUUCGUUUAGAACAAGCAGAACGUGAAAAACGUGAAGUACAACUUCAUAAUGAAAAAUUUCAAAAUGAUAGACAACCGUUUGAUGUAAAAAAGGAUGGAAUUCUAGAAAGUGUUGUAGUAACAAAAAUAUUUGAUGUUAAAAUUAUUCCAUCAGAUCAUUCAUUAUCGGAUGAAUAUGAAAAUCGAUAUUUAUAUGAAUUACAACAAGAACGAAAGGUAACAAAUUUCAAAAUGAUAGAUAAUAAAUAA
Molecule: messenger RNA, 784 nt
Organism: Rotaria sp. Silwood1
Lineage: Eukaryota; Metazoa; Rotifera; Eurotatoria; Philodinida; Philodinidae
Source: the annotation of a GenBank genome assembly